AUCGAAUCCUCUUGUGUUUUCUCUUUCAACUUUGAUACCACUACUUUGCGAAACGUAGAGCGUUUUCAUCUUUGCGUCUCUUCAUCCAUCCAGCAGCAAACAUCGAACAGUCUUGAAGACUUAAAACCGCGGUUAUUUUACUUUCAGCUUUGAAAUAUUUUGUUCUGAUACCCCAUCCAUCAAGAUGUCCGGUCAGCAAAGCGAUAUCGUUGCCCUCGACGGUGUCGAAAAGCAGCAGCAGCAGGAACAGCCACAACAGCUCAACGUUGCCAAGACUCGUGGUAACUCCCGCCAAGACUCGCUCACCAUCCCUCUUUCUCCUUCUGUCGCCAACCACAACACCAUUGAGGUUCCGGCAACCAGGUCUCCCGAUGCCCACGCCGAUCUUUACAUGCACAACCUUUCCGCUUCCCCAUCCUUGAAGGAGCGCAGACUCUCCCGCAACUCGUUCGGCGCUUCGCUUCCCAUCCCCCGUUCUAAGCGCCAGUCUCGUCUCAGCAGCGUCACUUUCCCCGGCGGCGUCGCCGAGGCUCUCCAGGAAGCCAGCGGCGGCACCCUUCCUCUCAAGCCUACGCGCGAGUUCUUGGCCGACCGUGUUCAGGACAUCCACUCUGAGAAGGUCGAGAAGGUCAAGAACAUGAGCUUUGUCUUCGACAUUGAUGGUGUCCUUGUCCACGGUGAUCGUCUGAUCCCUGAGGGCAAGAAGGUCUUGGACAUGCUCAACGGCGAUAACGAGCUUGGCAUCAAGAUUCCCCACAUCUUCCUUACCAACGGCUCUGGUAAGCCCGAGCUUGCCCGUACCGAGCAGCUCUCCAAGAUCCUCCAGAACCCCAUCAGCACCGACCAGUUCAUCCAGUCCCACACCCCCAUGCGCGCCUUGGCCGAGUACUACAACACCGUCCUUGUUGUCGGUGGUGAGGGCUACAAGUGCCGCGAGGUUGCUGAGGAGUAUGGCUUCAAGGACAUUGUCGUCCCCAACGACAUUGUUGCCUGGGACCCUUCGAUCGCUCCCUACCGCGUCUUCACCGACGAGGAGCGCGCCACUUCCCGUCCCCGCGACUUCACCAAGACCAACAUCGAGGCCAUCAUGGUCUUCUCCGACUCCCGCGACUACGCUACCGACAUGCAAAUCAUUGUCGAUCUUCUCCGAUCUGAGAAUGGUCGCCUCGGCACUGUUGCCAAGGACCCUGUCUCGCAGCGCAUCCCCAUCUACUUCUCCCAGGGUGAUUUGCUCUGCCCUACCGAGCACCCUACUCCUCGUAUGAGCCAGGGCGCCUUCCGCAUUGGUCUUGAGGCCAUGUACAAGGCUCUUACCGGCGUCGACCUCGAGCGUGUUGUCUACGGCAAGCCUGAGAUGGCCACCUACAAGUACGCCGACGAGGUGAUUGCUUCCUGGAUGGAGCAGAUCCACGGCGAGGAGAAGAUUCCCCAGAACAUCUACAUGGUCGGUGACAACCCGGCUUCCGAUAUCGUCGGUGGUAACCUCUACGGCUGGAACACGUGCCUUGUCCGCACCGGUGUUUUCCAGGGUGGUGAGAACGACGAGGAGAACCCGGCCAACUUUGGCGUCUUCGCCAACGUCUGGGAGGCCGUCACUUCUGCGUGCCGCAAGGAGCUUGGUGAUGACUUCAAGUUCAAGUGGGAUGACCGUGUCAACCCUCUUAACAUCAACGCGUCUGCCAUUGAGUAAAUGGAAAAAAGAAAGCAGCAGGCAGCGCGUGUGGUUGUUUACAGCAUGAUCAUUGGUUAUUAGGGCAUUGAUUGGCUUGGAUAUAUAUACCUUCGCUUUGGCAGCGACAGCGGAAUCUCGGAAUUGGGAGAUAUCAUACCAUUUGGCGUUUAAAGGGUUUCACUUUUUGGUUUGGGACUUGGAUACCGCGAGGGUUGAUGAGCCCUUGUAGAGCGAGGAUGAGGAGGAGAGGAGGACGAGGAGGAUGUGACUAGGAGCAGGAUGAAAGAUGUUUCUUCUUUUUUCUCCUUUUCUCAUCAUUUCAAUUCUUUUCAUCUAGCUUUUUCACAUGUUGUUUGAUCUAGCAUUUAGACACUAGAGCUCAGCAUCUUUUUUUCCCCACUUUAGAUGUCAGUUGUUAGGAUACACAAAACAUCACAGUUUACAA
This is a messenger RNA of Neurospora tetrasperma FGSC 2508, 2117 nucleotides long. RefSeq lists its product as uncharacterized. The record is from RefSeq and is a predicted model, not a curated record. Bases 185 to 1690 code for a protein of 501 amino acids. Gene Ontology annotation, cellular component: mitochondrion. The transcript is spliced from 2 exons. Lineage: Eukaryota; Fungi; Ascomycota; Sordariomycetes; Sordariales; Sordariaceae. Gene Ontology annotation, biological process: glycerophospholipid biosynthetic process.